Molecule: messenger RNA, 1851 nt
Organism: Ectocarpus sp. CCAP 1310/34
Lineage: Eukaryota; Phaeophyceae; Ectocarpales; Ectocarpaceae
Source: the annotation of a GenBank genome assembly
GCUCCCAACACUGCUGUGCACGGCCCUGUUUACAGUGCCUGCGUGGGGACAGCACCAGCACACGCAUACACGAUGACAGCCCGGGCAUUCCUUCGCCUUUCGGACGAUUUACGUGAAGCGUUUGCCUCGGCGCAAGACGAUGAAUCGGUGCGCUACCUGCGCGUGGAGGUCGUGAACGGGGACACCUUGACGACGGUUGGGUCGAGCGCAAAGGGCGCGGAUAUCAAGACAGACUUCGAUUCCCUCGCACAGGAAGUGGUCGAGGCAACACCCUGUCUGUUCUUGGUGGCGUUGGACGGCGACGAAUUGAAGUCGAUCACGGGACGCGGGGGCGCAGCAGGAGGGGCGGCACGGCUGUGGCUGCUGGUAGCGUGGAUCCCCGAUGAUUCCAAGGCGAGUGCGGGAGAAGAUGAUCUACUCGACGUCGAAGCAGGACGUUCGCCAGGGCCUCGGUCUCGGGUUCUUCGAGGGGGAGUACUACGCCAAUGUCCCAAGCGACCUGACCUUCGAGAGCUUGGUGGCGAGCAGGCGUGCCGGCAGCGGCGACCAGUUGCUAAGCGAGGCAGAGCUGCUGAAGCGAGAUCUCAACAAGCAGGAGAGGGCGAGUGAUGCGGGCAUGAAGUCGGCCGCGAUGGGGGUGAUUCCGUUCAAGGUCAAGGGCGACCUUAGGGCGCAGCUCCAAACGUUCGGCUCUGGCGGAGGUGACGUGGAUUGGAUUGAGAUGCGCAUGGAUGGCGAGGAAAUUGCUCUCGUGGGUGCCAAGACCAUCGCCGAGGUCGCCGAUCUGGAAGAGUUGAUUGACGAGGAGGAGCCACGGUUUAUUCUCCUGCGUCGGGAUCACUCGAAAUUCCUGGUGUACAGUUGCCCGGAAGAGUCUGCGGUGAGGUUGAAGAUGACAUAUUCUUCCAGCAAGGCCAGCGUCGUUGCCGCUGCCGCAGAAGCAGGCGUCACCGUGGACCACAUGGUGGAGAUUCGCGCUGCCAACGAAAUAGACGAGGCGGUCGCACACGCUGUUCGUGGAAGCAAGGAGCACGCUGCGGGGAGGGAGGGGGGAGUGGGGGGGGAGGGCACCACCAUAAGCCCCCCGGUGCCCGCGGUAGCUCGGCCUAGCAGACCUGGACGGGGAAGGGCGAGGCUCACGAAGCGAUCGUAGACAGCGGUGCUAGUUGCUGCCUCAUUUGAUUUUGGUGGGUAGGAAGGAAUAGUGUGGUAGGGCUGUGGUCUGCUCGAUGCAGAAAUAUUGUAUAUUGGUUGGUGACAACUCGUAACGUGUGAAAGGUGGCAUAAAAAGUCGGCGGUAAACGUGCAUACAACCUGUUCCUGGCGUGUUGACUGGAGGGGGUUGCCGUCUGGGAUAAAAAACCGAAGCCGUCGUAGAGUAGACAAGAAGUACCGCGAGGUCACGUGGAAUGGGCAAGCUUGGUGUGGGGUUCCGUAUUUCCGUGGGGAUCUACCGUGCAUCAGACUAUCGUAGGGCGGGGAAAAGUCGGGAUGCGGAAGGGACUCGGGAGCACAAAAAAGCGUUGAAUCUGUUGUGUGUGCGUUAUGCGCUACUAUAGUUGGAGUUCCAAGAAUAAAUAUAACAGCCAUCCGGCCAGGAUUGAUCCUCAAUCCUCAAAGUUUUGAGGAUCUUGUGUGUGAAUUUACCGCCUACAGUAUGCAGCUGCGAGGGGGGGGCAUUCCAUUGCAUUUUUUUAUGGUGUAUGCUUGCUGUGCAUAUAACCCGUUCCUUUUGUGUGCAGAGGCUACACAUCCAACAUUGUCCAAUCCGUGCGGCGAUUGAUCGACAUGAAGUAAUCACUUGUUCUACUCGAACUACUAUUUUGUUGGAUACUGUACCCAAUAAUCCUA